AUGAAUCUUUUCCUUUUGUCACCCAAAGACUUAACCAAUGGCGUUGUUGAAUCGCCACGUCGGACGCCUCAAAAAUGCCAGAGGCCAACGGAUCUGAUUUUACGUCGCCCCUCCUCUGCUACGCCAUAUGGGCGUCGUCCACCAGAUAUUUCUACUCCUCCCGCGUCUGAGCACUUGGAAUUUAAUCAGUUAAAAGAAAUCCUUCUUAAAAAGAGUGGUGUUUUAUGUUAUAACUUUGAGAGAAUUAAUGCAACUAAAGAGGAUUUUAUUGACGAAGGUCAACUGGGGGCUGGUACGUGUGGGGUUGUUAAAAAAAUGCGCCACAAGACGCGAAAAGAUCUUGUUAUGGCUGUCAAACAGAUGCAUAUUUCUUCAACUUGUGCUAUAGAAAAUAAACGGAUUAUGAUGGAUCUGGACGUAGUUACAAAAUGCGUUGGUUGUCCAAACAUUGUAAAGUGUAUGGGAAUUUUCUUUUCAAUGUCCGAGGUUUGGAUUUGUAUGGAAGUUAUGUCGAUGUCUCUUGAUACCCUUAUGAGAGAUACUGUCGAACCUUUUCCUGAAUACGUUCUUGGGAAAAUUGCCGUCUCAAUUGUAAAAGCUCUGGAUUAUCUAAAAAGGGAGCACAAUAUUAUGCACAGAGAUGUUAAACCUUCGAAUAUGUUGCUAAGUUCCGGUGGAGAUAUUAAGCUUUGUGACUUCGGGAUUAGUGGCCAAUUGAAAGAUUCUAUCUCUAAUUCCAACCAAUUCGGUUGCAUAGGCUAUAUGGCUCCGGAGAGGCUGGAGAAAUUCAAGUACGAUGUUCGAGCGGACAUCUGGUCUCUUGGAAUAUCCCUCGUGGAACUUGCACUUAAGUCCUUCCCCUACAAAGGCUCUCAAUUUGAAUUCGCUAUCUUGAGUAAGAUUAUUGAGGAUCCACCGCCUAAGUUGCCCGACGAUGGUCGAUACUCAACUGACUUCUGUUCCUUUGUCGAUGCUUGCUUAAUCAAGGACUACAAUCUGCGUCCCAAAUAUCCGGCCCUCCGAAAAACAAAGCUGUUUCUCGCAUACGAUAGAAAGCCCUACGAUGUAGGCGACUGGUACCGUUCCAUCCGUCUCGUCCUACCUGGUAAUGGCGGCUUCAAUGGCAGUGGUCGUCACACUCCCAUUUCCCCUGCUUCCUCCACAGUCACCCUCUCCCCAGACGGUAACAAGAGUACUCAUUGGUUGGAUGGUGGUGGGUCGGAGGUUGACAGUUUCACAAAUGGUGGAGCUGUCCGGAGGGGGAGUGGAGGUAGUGUUACUCAGCAACAACAGAGGGAAACAUCGCUAUCAAGACGGUCACCGGCACCUUCGAUAUUUGUAGAGUCAUCACCAUCGGUGAACCCUUGGAGAGAUACUGGUCAGAAGCAGCAGCAGACGAUGGUGAGCAACUGGAAGGCACAGGUUCUGCCACCAUCGGGUGCUAAUUCCUCUCCUGCUCUACACGAUUCGCAGAUUGGUGGCUAUGGCUCGUCUGUUGGGGAAAAUGGUGGACAAAACGGUGUAAUUCUUCGGAACCGAGAUCGUUCCCUGUUUAUUCCAGGUCGCAAUUUGUCCAUGGUCCCUUCUGGAGCUGCUCAUCCUCCAAUUGCAGUUGACGCUCGACGAAACGCCUAUUACCCCCAUCUCAGUGGGGCAAAUGGAGAAUCAAGCGGUUCCUCAAUUGAACUCUCCAACACCUACCACACAAAUCUCCAAGCUUACUUCAAUUUCCUCAAUCAUCAAUCUCAUAAACCUCCCACUUACUACAACACUGCACCGCGCACUUCUAACUCCCGUCCCUCAAUCCUUCCUCCCUCUACUUCUUCUUCACCAUCUCCUGCUCAAAGACAGGUCAAAAUCGUUGCUCUCGAAGGGUACAACGGCUACCCUUCAACGAGUAACCCUAUUUCCUCACCCCGAUCACCCCGGUCCGUAUCUGCCGGAUACAAUGGGUCUGGAAGGCGCAUUCAAAGAGCUCCCGCUUGCCGUCACAUCACUAAACCCUAUCAACCCACUCGAGUUGUGAAUAAUUCGACCUCUGUCUUUUCUUUUUCUGCUUCAACCCCAAAUAAAGCUACUGAAGAUGAAGCCACUGCUCCUGCAGAACCACAGAAAUAUCACCAUGAAUUCUACUGGUAUGCACAUCAACCUCCAGCUCAACAACAGCCCCAGUCACAACCACCUGCGUGA
This is a messenger RNA of Rodentolepis nana, 2190 nucleotides long. The record is from the annotation of a GenBank genome assembly. NCBI's taxonomy places the organism in Eukaryota, Metazoa, Platyhelminthes, Cestoda, Cyclophyllidea, Hymenolepididae.